AUGCUGUUCAAGAAGAACAGCAUCCUGGACCGGCCCAUCAAGCCGCCGUCCAUGCGCAACUACGAGUCCGGCCCCGACGAGUUCGAGGCCAAGCUGCGGCGCGACGCGCUGGUGAAGGAGCGGAUCAACACGCACAAGGACCUCGACGGGUACGCGUCGCGGCACGGGUGGACCGACCCGGGUCACCUCAGCACGACGAUGUACGACAACACGCACAGGCUGCACACGGUGAUCACCGAGCGAGGCGUCGAGAAGGUGUACAACGCGGACGUCGACACGCCGUCGGGCGUGGCGAAGGUGCCCGCGCCGUGGGACCGGGCGGAAAACUACAAUCCCGACGCCCCGCUGCUGGAGAUUGUGCCGCCGAUGUCGCCGGGCGCGGCGCCAAACUCCUCUCCCGUCGGCUCGUUCUCCCCCGCGAGCGGUACCCCCAAGCGGUUGCUGCACGGCAAGCAGUACUCCGUCCCGGAGAACGAUCCCACCGACGACAGCACCCAGCUCAGGCGGGUGCCGCCGCCCAGCGCGCUGGACGGGAGCUACAACCCCAUCCUGCACCACUGGAACGUGGAGCCCUCGGACCCGUCGAGGCUGGAUCGCGAGGCGAUGCCCGCCGGGCUGAGGAGCAAGCACAACAUGUACCACCCGUGA
This is a messenger RNA of Micromonas commoda, 648 nucleotides long. RefSeq lists its product as hypothetical. The transcript has a single exon. The record is from RefSeq and is a predicted model, not a curated record. Lineage: Eukaryota; Viridiplantae; Chlorophyta; Mamiellophyceae; Mamiellales; Mamiellaceae. The coding region runs from base 1 to 648 and encodes 215 amino acids.